GCGUGUUGUAGUCUGCAGCUCACAGUUAGACGACGUUGCUCAUCUGACAGUGUUUGAGGAAUAUGUUGGUUUUUACCGCGUUCUUGUUGCUUAUUCCAUACUUUGGAGCUCCGUCUGCUGAAGCCGUUGAGUCUAUUGUGUCAAAGGCAUCUGACAACGUGGUAGACGUAAUGGCCCAGAAUACUCCAAUACGUUUGAAAAGAGACACGGAAUUUCGCGGUUGUGGCUUGAACCCAACGCCAAUAGUUGGAAGGAACUACACAGCCAGAUCGUGUGUCGAACACAUGGAACACGGAGCGUCUCAAUGUGGAUAUUACGUCAUUCACAAUAAACAAGAAAGUUAUGUUGUGUUUUGCGAUAUCAACACCGAGAUUGGAUUUGCCUACACACUCAUCGAAUCGUUUGCUCUAAAACGCAAUGCCUUUUUUGCGUCAAAGAGUCUGGCGGUUAAUUGGCCUAUCAACGAGAAUUCGCCGAACUGGAACAUGUACCGUCUCUCUCACAGCAGAAUGUCCCUUCUUAGAGAUCGCUCCACCUACUGGAGAGCCACGUGCAACUUUCCGUUUGUCGGCAUUGACUACCAAGACUACGUGAGAGCAAGAAUUACAGACGUAGAUCCAAUAAAAGAGACCUUGUCUGCGACUUGCAAAAAGGUUGAAUACAUCAAUUUGCGUGGUGACCUAGGAUUACAGACGACAGUUGCAUUUUGGAACCAAAACGAAUACCACAUGCAUACUGACAGCAGCCUUAAACUAUGUGCAUUUGGACCCAACGCAGGAGCAGUAAGCAGCGAAGACAACUGGGGCUAUUACGGUACUAUCAAUCCCAAAUUUCGCUGUACAGCGACAGCUGAUUCAACAACGCAAUACUGGUUGGGAGACUACAUACGCGGAAACGUGAGUCGCCAACAAAACGGUUACUAAACAAACAUUUACAAACUGCUGUGCCCAGACAGUUUAGUAGCUCGUAGAGUGUACUAGCUGUAGUUUGCAACGAGUUGACUAAUAAACAAGAAUGAGAUAUUCAACUCAUCCAGUGCCACGUACACUGUACAUCUAGGUAUAUAGACAGAUUUCGAAAUUCAACAUGCAUUUCUUUCCAAAA
Molecule: messenger RNA, 1104 nt
Organism: Corticium candelabrum
Lineage: Eukaryota; Metazoa; Porifera; Homoscleromorpha; Homosclerophorida; Plakinidae
Exons: 3
Coding region: 63-923 (286 amino acids)
Molecular function (GO): oligosaccharide binding
Source: RefSeq, a predicted model, not a curated record